Messenger RNA from Solanum verrucosum, 1217 nucleotides. RefSeq names its product DNA repair protein RAD51 homolog 3. The record is from RefSeq and is a predicted model, not a curated record. NCBI's taxonomy places the organism in Eukaryota, Viridiplantae, Streptophyta, Magnoliopsida, Solanales, Solanaceae. Gene Ontology annotation, cellular component: replication fork; Rad51C-XRCC3 complex; Rad51B-Rad51C-Rad51D-XRCC2 complex. Gene Ontology annotation, molecular function: ATP binding; ATP-dependent DNA damage sensor activity; crossover junction DNA endonuclease activity. Gene Ontology annotation, biological process: meiotic DNA recombinase assembly; DNA repair; reciprocal meiotic recombination. Bases 25 to 1065 code for a protein of 346 amino acids. The transcript is spliced from 9 exons.
CGGGAAAACCCUGAAAAGAUUGUGAUGGAAGUUUCAAGUCUUCCGAUAUCGGCGUCGCUGAGAGCGAAGCUUAUCUCCGGCGGCUACACUUCUAUAUCUUCUCUCUUUUCCGUUUCUCACUCCGAUAUUGCCCGCGAUCUAAAGAUUUCAGAAAAUGAGGCGCUCGAGAUUUUGAGAGUUGCAUCACAAAGGAGGGGAUCGGAAAGAUGUAAUGGAACUAGCUCUAUUGUCAAUGGAGCACAGAGUGCCUGGGAAAUGCUAAACGAGGAGAAAUCGCUUGGACGUAUCACAACAUCCUGUUCAGAAUUGGAUGACAUCUUGGGUGGGGGUAUAAGUUGCAGAGAGGUUACUGAAAUUGGUGGGGUGCCAGGAAUUGGUAAAACGCAACUUGGGAUACAACUUGCAGUGAACGUUCAAAUUCCCAUGGAUUAUGGCGGUCUCCAAGGCAAGGCAGUAUAUAUAGAUACAGAAGGAAGCUUCAUGGUGGAGCGUGCUUUACAAAUUGCUGAAGCUUGUUUGGAAGAUAUGCGCGAAUAUCAUGGAUUUUUAAAGAGGGAUUUACAAGCUUGUCAAGUUAACAUGCAGCCAAAGGAUUUCCUUGAGAAUAUAUUCUAUUUUCGCGUUUGUAGUUACACUGAGCAAAUUGCUGUUGUAAAUUACUUGGAAAAGUUCAUCUCAGAGCAUAAAGAUGUUAAGGUUGUUAUUAUUGAUAGCAUUACAUUCCAUUUCCGUCAAGAUUUUGAUGACAUGGCCCUUAGAACCAGACUACUGGGUGGAAUGGCUUUAAAGUUGAUGAAGCUUGCAAAGAAAUAUACUUUGGCAGUCAUCCUCUUGAAUCAAGUAACCACCAAGUAUACAGACGGCCAAUAUCAAUUAACUCUUGCAUUAGGAGAUAGCUGGUCACAUGCUUGCACUAACCGGGUGAUUCUAUACUGGAAUGGUAACGAAAGGUAUGCAUACAUUGACAAGUCGCCUUCUGUUCGAUCAGCAGCAGCCGCAUAUUCCGUAACAGGCAGAGGGAUUCGGAGCUGUGUUUCAAACUGUAAACGAGUCAAGAUGAUGUAAGUUCUUGGUUUAAAUUUUAAGGAUAAAUGAAUGGAACUCGUUUCUAUCUUUCUCCAGGGUGAGAAACUGAGCUUUACAUGAAGUGACAUGAUCUUGUAAAUACUGUGGUUAGCCAUGAGUCUCUGUUGUAUGAGAAAAUAAAUUAUUUGUGU